AUGGGCUCAGCUUUCAGUUGCUGUGGCUCAGAAAAGGUCGACCAAGGUGAAGGGUUGUCGACGAAUACGAAUGGAAGCCGCGGUGGUGGUUGGAGAAUAUUUACGUACAAAGAGCUGCAUACUGCGACCAAUGGCUUUAGUGAUGAUAACAAGCUUGGAGAAGGUGGAUUUGGGAGUGUGUAUUGGGGUAAAACCGCAGAUGGACUCCAGAUAGCAGUGAAGAAAUUGAAAUCACUGAAUUCGAAGGCUGAGAUGGAGUUUGCCGUGGAAGUUGAAGUCCUUGGAAGGGUGCGACACAAGAACCUUUUGGGACUUAGAGGCUAUUGUGUUGGAAGUGAACAAAGGCUGAUUGUCUAUGAUUAUAUGCCAAAUCUGAGUCUACUUUCGCAUCUUCAUGGCCAAUUUGCUAAUGAAGUUCAGCUGGAUUGGAGAAAGAGGAUGAAAAUUGCCAUUGGAUCCGCUGAAGGAUUGCUGUACUUGCACCAUGAGGUAACUCCCCACAUCAUUCACAGAGACAUUAAGGCAAGCAAUGUGCUACUAGACUCAAAUUUUGAGCCACUGGUAGCCGAUUUUGGGUUCGCGAAAUUGAUUCCGGAAGGAGUGAGCCACAUGACAACUAGGGUGAAGGGCACCUUAGGAUACUUAGCACCAGAGUAUGCAAUGUGGGGAAAGGUCUCAGAGAGUUGUGAUGUUUACAGUUUUGGAAUCCUGUUGCUAGAACUCAUCACCGGCCGAAAGCCAAUCGAGAAACUCCCUGGUGGCGUAAAAAGGACCAUAACCGAGUGGGCGGAGCCCUUGAUCGCGAAGAACAAGUUCCGGGAUCUUGUUGAUCCGAAACUUAGAGGCAAUUUCGACGAGCAUCAGCUCAAACAAGCUAUAAAUGUGGCCGCAUUGUGUGUUCAAGGUGAGCCAGACAAGAGGCCUAAUAUGAAAGAAGUUGUGAGUUUGCUUAAAGGGAGUGACCCUAAAGUCUCAACAAUGCAAUUGAGGCUUCAAAGUGUGAAAUAUGGGGAUGAUUUGUUGGCUCUUGAUCAAACAAGUGAUGAUGAGAAAGAUAGGAAUCAUGAAGAUCAAAGUAGUGCUUAUGGUGUUUUUGAUGCAAUUGGGAUGCAAAAGAUGAAUGAUCCUUACAGACAUUAUGCAAACAAGAAGCAGCCCAAAAUUCUUGUAGGAAUACCUUUUGAUGCUGAAGAAAGCAGCGAAUUGCUCAAUUGGGUAAUCACAGUUCUUGCUCGGCCGAAUGACAUUGUGGUUGCUAUGCAUGUUCUUGUUGCAGAGGAGGCCAAGAAAAGCGGAAAGAAAGAAGAUGACAAGAAAUGGCAAUCAAUUGUUAAGUAUCAGAAACAAAUUCGUCAGGCAAAAGCUUUUGUCAUCUCUAUUACCAGUGAAUUUGUAAAAACCUGCCAAUCCAAACAGGUGAGUUUGGAAGCCAGAGUUGGUUUUGGCUCCAGUAUUGGAAGAGGCCUAACCAAGGAAGCAAAAAGCAUUCCAGCUGAUAUACUUGUCAUUGGUGGGAAAAAGGAUCAGUCCUGCAAUAUAUCGCGCAGAAUUAGACGGCAUUGUUGUGAGCAUGCUCCCGAAGGCUGUUCAUUAGUGCUGGUUGGCAAACAUUUACGCCAAAAAUCGGCUGUCUGCCCAAAUUCCAAACAGGUUCAAGAGUUUUGCAAGUCUAGGUCAAGGUGGUCUCAAAGUAGCUGCGACCUAAGCAACUCUGUUUCAUCUGAUGAUGGAAUUGCUGGCUCAAAAUCUGAGAAUGAAAAACGUUCGCCAAGGACAGUGUUGGAGGCUUUUGAAACAGAAUCACAGGGCACAGGGGAGGAUAGUUCUAGCAUUGAUGAAACAAGUGUCACAAAGUCUCCUAUUGUGGUUAGUGAAAUGAAAAGACAACCUGAACCUAAGAAGCCAAUGUCGCCAUUAAAGAUUUUCUCGUCUUUCUUUCGCUCUCCAUUCGACUCGAGUGCAAGAAAGAGAAAUGAUGCUUUGUUCAAAAAGGAGAAGCAGCAGCCUAUGUUAAAGUGCUUUGGCUAUGAAGAAAUUGUAAAUGCCACCAACAACUUCCACGACGAGAACAUGGUUGGACAAGGAGGAUUCUCUGAGGUUUAUAAAGGUGUUCUUAAAGAUGGGAGUAUCAUUGCAGUGAAGCGCCUAGCGAAAGACACGACGACAAACAAGGAAAAUGACUUCCUGAUGGAGUUAGGCAUUAUUGGACAUGUAAACCACCCUAACACAGCAAGUUUAGUUGGCUGCUGUGUGGAAAAUGGACUAUAUCUGAUCUUCAAGUUCUACCCAAAUGGAACCUUGGCAUCAGCACUACAUGGCAAGGAAUCCCAACCUCUUGAGUGGCCAAUCAGAUAUAGAAUCGCACUUGGAGUUGCAAGAGGACUACAUUACUUACACAAAUGUUGCAAACAUCGAAUCAUACACCGCGAUAUCAAAGCCUCAAAUGUGCUUCUAGGUCCAGAUUAUGAACCGCAGAUUGCAGACUUCGGACUCGCAAAAUGGCUGCCAAACAAGUGGACUCAUCAUGCUGUGGUUUCAAUUGAAGGUACAUUCGGAUACUUAGCGCCAGAGUAUGUGCUUCACGGGCUGGUUGAUGAGAAAACGGAUGUUUUUGCAUUUGGAAUACUCCUUUUAGAGAUCAUUACUGGGAGGAGGCCAGUGGAUUCAUCCCAACAAAAUCUGCUUCUUUGGGCAAAACCCUUGAUGGAAUCUGGAAAAUUAAGUGAAUUAGCUGAUCCAAACUUAGAGAGUAACUAUAGCAUAGUAGAACUACAUAGGCUAGUGCUUACUGCUUCAUAUUGCGUACGGCAGUCUCCAUCAGGUCGACCUUCAAUGACAGAGGUUUUGGAACUGUUAACCUACGGAAAUGACUCUGAAGCGGCAAGAAGUUGGAGGAUACCAAAAUUUACAAGUGAUGAAAUCGAUGAUUACUCUAUGGUUUUUGGUUAUCAACUUCCAGCAGAUUUAGCUUUGGAGGAUUAA
Molecule: messenger RNA, 2982 nt
Organism: Oldenlandia corymbosa var. corymbosa
Lineage: Eukaryota; Viridiplantae; Streptophyta; Magnoliopsida; Gentianales; Rubiaceae
Source: the annotation of a GenBank genome assembly